Messenger RNA from Vigna unguiculata (cowpea), 501 nucleotides. RefSeq lists its product as uncharacterized. Gene Ontology annotation, molecular function: nucleic acid binding; zinc ion binding. Lineage: Eukaryota; Viridiplantae; Streptophyta; Magnoliopsida; Fabales; Fabaceae. The record is from RefSeq and is a predicted model, not a curated record.
AUGCCGAGUAUUGGUGGACGGAGAUGCAACAACAAAUGCGGACCCGCCAGGAGGAGGUGCAUAUUCCUAGAGAAGUAUUUUCCAAACUCGACCAAACAUGCUCUAGAGGUAGAGUUUCUUACACUACAGCAGGGUAGUAAAUCGGUGCAGGCUUACAUCGAUCAUUUUGAAUACUUGGUGAGAUUCUACUCGCAGGAGAUCACAGAGGAGUGGCGUUGUCGCAAGUUUGAGGGAGGCUUGAGGCACGAGCUGUGCAGAUUCCUGAAGAGUACUAUAGAGACUAGGCAGCAGAAGAUGCCAUAUAGUAGGCCACAGUCUUCCUCCCCAAGGCUGCGGUGUUAUAAUUGCGGAGGUGCACAUCUUCACAGGAACUGUACUAAAGCCGCUGGUAGUUCAGGUGGUAGCGCUGAUCAUGUGAAGUGCUACAAAUGUGAGCAAAUGGGGCACUAUGCGAGGCAAUGUCCCAAUAAGAAGGCGACUGGAGAAAGACCAUCGCCGUAG